AUGUCAGGGAGGUUUAUGCCCUCUAGCUUACCCUACUGCUGUUUUAGGUUCACAAGGGCUACUAAGUUCUAUUCCUACUCUCUGAUGGAAAACAUAGGAGGAGCCUUAAUGUUAAUUGGUUAUGAUGCAUUUCUUUACCCGCUCAAAGUGACGUGUACCGCCGGAUCUCUGGACCCCCAUGCCUCUAUUCAAGCACUUGGCCUGCUAAAAUUAAUCCCGCGUCGGAAAGCAUUUCUAAACAAUACUGUCUCCGGCAUCCUUGUACUCAAUAAUGGCUAUGCGGACCCAGGGGCCUCCCCAAGCACUGGAUGCCUUGCCAACGCGUGGAUCGGACAGUUUUCUGUACAAGCCAUCGACUUCAAUAUUCUCGUCAUCUCGAUAUCGGUAUUUAUGGCGGUUCAAAAGCAUCAGUUUCUCAGCGAUUCAUCAAGAGCUAUGACCACAAUUGUGUGCAUCUUGCCAUGGAUUCCCGGUACAAUAACCAGCUUUGUUGGCCUUGGUCUCGGUGCAUAUGGACCCUAUCUUGGCCUUCGGUACGGCCUCACGCACGCUUGGCGGAUCGCUAUUUUCCUGGCCACGAUAUCAAUCUACACUUUUAUCUACAUAAAACUCCGACGCCUGUUCAGCCGCCUCAAGGUUGACCUUAGCUCGUCUGCCGCUGGCCAAGAUACAGCUGGUAACCGGUCUCGGAGUCAACUGGAUACCACAGAGCCGUCUAAUAGCCGUCGGAUCUGGAUCACCACAUCUGUUGAAGCCUCCUCGUAUGAGUUGCAAUCUCAGCCAAUAUCCAAGGAAGACCAGCAUACACAGGAUUCCAAUAUUGGGAAAUCACAGUGGCCCGCUUCUUCAAGAGACCAGCCUUUUCCAACAGAGAUCCUCCACACAAAUACACCCCAGCAAUCCUCUGUCAAUGUGGAGCCAUCUAGGAAUGCGCCGGCAUCACCUAAUCUAAAGAGAAUGCUUCUUUUGAAUGGAUAUCCGAUUGCGUACAUUAUCCUCUGGAUUCCCGGCAUGGCGAACCGCUUAGCCGAGUCGGUGGGCAGCUCACCGCAAUGGCUCACGUCGUUGCAGGCCUGUACUCAGUUUGUUGGAAUGGUUAACGCCCUGACUUAUGGCUUCACCGAGCAGAUGCAGCGCGCGAUACAGGUGUGGAUGAAAAGGCGUAGUUUCCGAACACUAGACAUCGAAUAA
Molecule: messenger RNA, 1191 nt
Organism: Fusarium vanettenii 77-13-4
Lineage: Eukaryota; Fungi; Ascomycota; Sordariomycetes; Hypocreales; Nectriaceae
Exons: 7
Coding region: 1-1191 (396 amino acids)
Biological process (GO): adenylate cyclase-activating G protein-coupled receptor signaling pathway
Cellular component (GO): plasma membrane
Molecular function (GO): G protein-coupled receptor activity
Source: RefSeq, a predicted model, not a curated record